AUAAUGUUGAAAAUAUUUCUUGCAUUGAUGGCAUUUGCCAUUUGUUUAAACCAAGUCAAAGCAAUGGCCUACAAUGAGACUGAUCUCGAAGCCUACAUUACAAAGUAUGGAAAGUUACCAAUUGCCACAUGUGACAAGGCUGCCACUGAAGCAGAACAUUAUGCUACUUGUGGUUGUCCUUAUGUGUGGGGCGGUACGGACUGCUCAUGUGGUGGACAUGGAGGAAUGGAUUGCUCAGGCAUUGUCUACCGAUCUUACAACGAUGCUGGCUAUCAUGGCAUUGGCCGCACUACCUACAACCAGAUUGCUCAGGGCAGUUCAUGCUCGUCCAAGUGCCACCCCACCGACACCUCUGGCUGCACGACCGGCGACCUCUUCUUCUACUGCUUCGAGACUCCCUGUCCCAGCCACGUAGUAAUGUACAUUGGCAAGGGCAAGGCUGCCGAGUGUCCACACACUGGCGAGAACUGUCACAUCAUCACACCAUACUCCGAGUCCUACUAUGGCUGCCGAUCAUUCUGU
Messenger RNA from Acytostelium subglobosum LB1, 522 nucleotides. RefSeq lists its product as hypothetical. Lineage: Eukaryota; Evosea; Eumycetozoa; Acytosteliales; Acytosteliaceae. The transcript has a single exon. The annotation marks the transcript as partial. The record is from RefSeq and is a predicted model, not a curated record.